GCGGCCCUAGAGUUAAUUCCAUCAACCGAGAUGAACUUCUAGUCUUGCUUUGAAAAAGCCAUUUUGUAUAUCUCUUGCCUGUGAAUAAUUUCCUAAUACACCUGUUGGGAGGAUCACUGACUGAGUAUGCCAUUUGAGAGAUACUUUUUCUUGACCAAAUACUGGUGAUUAGAGAAGAGAGUGGUUUUAUAUUUUUCUUUUUUUGGUCAUUAUGAACAUUGGCUUUUCACUUCUGAAGUAAAAAUGUUGAAAACUGAGUCUUCAGGUGAACGAACCACUCUCAGAAGUGCCUCUCCUCACAGGAAUGCGUAUAGAACUGAGUUCCAGGCACUGAAAAGCACCUUUGACAAACCCAAGUCAGAUGGGGAACAAAAAACAAAAGAAGGUGAGGGCUCUCAGCAGAGCAGGGGGAGGAAAUAUGGCUCCAAUGUCAAUAGAAUUAAAAACCUAUUUAUGCAGAUGGGUAUGGAACCCAGUGAGAAUGCUGCAGUCAUUGCCAAAACCAGGGGGAAAGGUAGACCUUCAUCUCCUCAGAGAAGAAUGAAGCCCAAAGAAUUUCUGGAGAAAACAGAUGGCUCAGUUGUUAAGUUGGAGUCCUCUGUUUCAGAACGAAUUAGUAGAUUUGACACAUUGUACGAUGGCCCUUCAUAUUCUAAGUUCACAGAAACUCGGAAGAUGUUUGAGAGAAGUGUGCAUGAGUCAGGACAAAACAACCGCUAUUCCCCAAAGAAAGAGGAAAAAGCUGGAGGUAGUGAACCUCAGGAUGAAUGGGGUGGGUCCAAGUCCAACAGAGGCAGUACUGAUUCCUUGGAUAGUCUUAGCUCUCGGACAGAGGCUGUCUCCCCAACUGUGAGUCAACUGAGUGCAGUAUUUGAGAACUCCGAUUCUCCCAGUGCCAUCAUUUCAGAGAAGGCUGAAAACAAUGAGGAAUACUCAGUGACUGGGCAUUAUCCACUGAAUUUACCAUCUACUGUUACAAAUCUUGACACUUUUGGACACCUUAAGGAUUCUAAUUCUUGGUCGCCUUCAAACAAACAAGGUGCCUACGCAGUGGAUGCUCCGAAGAGCAAUACAACUUCAGCACCAGAAGUAGCCUCUAAAGGUACUCUAGUUUCAAUGCCUAGUGAAGGGAUACAGCAGAGCAAGGAAACCGAGGACUCAAUAUCUAACCAGGAGGCUCCUGACAGAAUUGACAAAGACAUUCCUGAAGAGCCUGGUGCUGAAAAUAAGGCAAUGCCAGAGUCUGAAAUCCUUUCACCACAAAAUGAACCUUUAGAAGAUGCUGAAGCUAAUUUGGUUGGGAGUGAGGCAGCAAAGCAACAGAGAAAAGAACUUGGAGGUAGUGAUUUCACCUCUGGUGAUGCGUCUGGAUCCAGAUAUGGAAAAGAAGUACCUGAAGAUUUGAAUAAUUUUGAGAAUUCCCAUGUUUACAUGCACAGUGACUAUAAUGUGUAUAGAGUAAGAUCCAGGUAUAAUUCAGAUUGGGGAGAGACAGGCACUGAGCAAGAUGAACAGGAAGAUAGUGAUGAAAACAAUUACUAUCAACCUGAUAUGGAAUACUCAGAAAUUGUUGGAUUGCCAGAAGAAGAAGACAUCCCAGUAAAUAGGAAAAUUAAGUUUAGUAGUGCUCCAAUUAAGGUUUUCAACACAUACUCCAAUGAAGACUAUGACAGGAGAAAUGAUGAAGUUGACCCUGUAGCUGCUUCAGCUGAGUAUGAACUUGAAAAGCGUGUAGAAAAGCUGGAACUUCUCCCGGUGGAACUAGAGAAAGAUGAGGACGGACUUGGUAUAAGUAUUAUUGGAAUGGGUGUUGGGGCAGAUGCUGGACUUGAAAAACUGGGAAUAUUUGUCAAGACAGUAACAGAAGGUGGUGCCGCUCAGCGGGAUGGCAGAAUACAAGUCAAUGACCAGAUUGUGGAAGUGGAUGGAAUCAGCUUGGUGGGUGUCACACAGAAUUUUGCUGCAACAGUUCUCAGAAACACAAAGGGCAAUGUCAGAUUUGUUAUUGGGCGGGAAAAACCAGGACAAGUGAGUGAGGUUGCCCAAUUGAUAAGCCAGACCCUGGAACAAGAAAGGCGCCAAAGAGAGCUGCUUGAGCAGCACUAUGCCCAGUAUGAUGCUGAUGAUGAUGAGAACACUGUGACUGAAUUGCAAGGAGUCUCUGGCAACUGCAAUAACAAUAACAACUAUUUCCUUAAGACAGGGGAAUAUGCCACAGAUGAAGAGGAGGAUGAGGUAGGGCCUGUCCUUCCUGGCAGUGACAUGGCCAUUGAAGUAUUUGAGCUGCCUGAGAAUGAGGACAUGUUUUCCCCUUCAGACCUGGACACAACCAAGCUCAGUCACAAGUUCAAAGAGUUGCAAAUCAAACAUGCAGUUACAGAAGCUGAGAUUCAAAAGUUGAAGACAAAGCUUCAAGCAGCAGAAAAUGAGAAAGUACAAUGGGAACUAGAAAAAAACCAACUCCAGCAGAACAUAGAAGAGAAUAAAGAAAGAAUGUUGAAGUUGGAGAGCUACUGGAUCGAGGCUCAAACGUUAUGCCACACAGUAAACGAACACCUCAAAGAGACCCAAAGCCAGUAUCAGGCGUUAGAAAAGAAAUACAACAAGGCAAAGAAAUUGAUCAAGGAUUUUCAACAAAAAGAACUUGAUUUCAUCAAAAGACAGGAAGCUGAAAGAAAGAAAAUAGAAGAUUUAGAGAAAGCUCAUCUCGUGGAAGUUCAAGGCCUACAAGUGCGGAUUAGAGAUUUGGAAGCUGAGGUGUUCAGGCUACUGAAGCAAAAUGGGACUCAAGUUAACAAUAACAACAACAUCUUUGAGAGAAGGACAUCUCUUGGUGACGUGUCUAAGGGAGAUACCAUGGAGAACUUGGAUGUCAAACAAACAUCUUAUCAAGAUGGCUUAAGUCAAGACUUGAAUGAAGCCGUCCCAGAGACAGAGCGCCUGGAUUCAAAGGCACUGAAAACUCGGGCCCAGCUCUCUGUGAAGAACAAACGUCAGAGGCCCUCCAGGACAAGACUCUAUGACAGUGUCAGUUCCACAGAUGGGGAGGACAGUCUAGAGAGAAAGCCUUCAAACAGUUUCUAUAACCACAUGCAUAUUACCAAAUCACUUCUGCCCAAGGGUUUGAGAUCUUCUUCUCCAGAAUCAGAUUCGGGUGCUCUGCCCCUCACCCCAAUGGCUAGCAGAGCAUCCUCCUCGUCUGACCACACACCUGAAUUUCAAGAAAGACAACUGCACCCAGAAAGGGGACCUUUCUCCUCUACUUGGGGAGAUAGUUCACUCUCCUCUCCUUCAAAAUCUGAUCACAAUAUGGAGGAAUCUUCUUGCCACCAUCAAGCCACCGCCAAGAAAAUAUUACAAGAAAAAGAUGAUACCAAAGGCCCCAGAUCGCUAAAGGCAUCCAGUUCGUUGGUGAUGCAAGGAGGAAAAAUUAAGCAGAAGUUUGUGGAUCUGGGGGCACCUUUGCGAAGGAAUUCCAACAAGGGGAAGAAAUGGAAAGAAAAGGAAAAAGAAGCCAGGAGGUUUUCUCCAGGUAGCAGGGUCUUCAGAGGCAGACUGGAAAACUGGAAACCCAAGCCGCCCUUCACAGCUCAGGCUUCUGUUCGCUCUCCUUGCAUGCCUUUCUCAUGGUUUCAUGAAAGCAGAAAAGGAUCUUAUUCCUUCAGGAACCUGCCUUCACCUACAAGCCCCCUUCAGCCUUCUCCUGAGAUUGUAAUUUCAGACAAAAAGGGGUCAAAGGUAGAAAACACAUGGAUUAAAAAAGCAAACAAGAGAAACCCAAACCCCUCCUCCUCCUCAGUCUUUGGAAGGCACUCUCAACUUGUGUGUAUACUCUGGAUCCGAGAAACCAAUAAUUUUACCUUCAAUGAUGACUUCAGUCCCAGCAGUACCAGUUCAGCAGACCUGAGUGGCUUAGGAGCAGAACCUAAAGCACCAGGGCCCUCUCAGUCCUUAGCACUAUCAUCAGAUGAGAUCCUUGAUGAUGGACAGUCUCCCAAACACAGUCAGUGUCAGAAUCGGGCCGUUCAUGAAUGGAGUGUGCAGCAGGUUUCUCACUGGUUAAUGAGCCUAAAUCUGGAGCAGUAUGUAUCUGAAUUCAGUGCCCAAAACAUCACUGGAGAGCAACUCCUGCAGUUGGAUGGAAGUAAACUUAAGGCUCUUGGAAUGACAUCAUCCCAGGACCGAGCCGUCGUCAAAAAAAAACUCAAGGAAAUGAAGGUGUCUCUAGAGAAGGCCCGGAAGGCUCAAGAGAAAAUGGAAAAACAAAGAGAAAAGCUGAGGCGGAAGGAACAAGAUCAAAUGCAAAGGAAGUCCAAAAAGGCAGAGAAGACAACAGCAGAUGGAACAGAAGGUGCUAGUGAGCAGUAAUACACUCCCAGUGCAGAGGGUAGGGGUGCUUCAAGAGAGUCCCCACCUCUUCCUUCUCUGUUCCUCUUCAGAGGACAAAAAGGAAACUGACGAUAGGUGUAAUACUACUCUAAGCUGAGUGAGGAACCGUUGUGUUGAAUAGCUGCAUUUUCUGCAGUAAUAGAACACAGUCUGAAUUUUAGCCUACUGAAAUAAUCCCCACCCACCUUUGGUUAAUUAAAAAACCAGGGAUCUCAUUUGUGAGAGAUACAAAGUGACUGUGUUUCUCCCUUCUCUUACGUAACCAACAUCUUUGGUUGUGUUGAGUGUGUUGUGUCACUUGGAGAACCAGUGCAGCCCCGCCCAACAAGAGCAUGAUACAUCCCGGUGUUGUCAGUGGAACACUCUGAGUUCUCCCUGUGGGGUUCUGAAACUGGGCACUUGCACAUAUCUGCAUGGCAGAGAGCAUCGCUCUACUGUGGGACCUGGGAUCAGUGCUUUCUUCUAGGGCUAUGGAAGCUACUCCAGUGUAUGGCAAAGGUUCCCCAUCAUCUCAGUGUCUGGACAGUGAGACAGCCCUACUCUGGAAACGUGGGUGCUUUGUCACAUGAUUACCUGCAGUGGGAAAAGGCAAGUGGACUCUUCUGCUUGCCAGGUGGGCAUCAGAAAGAGAGAAAAUAGUUGCAGUUAUUUGUCAAGCCCAGAAGGAAACAAAGCCUUAAAAAUGUGGAUACAGGUAUUAUCUUGGGGUUCUGAAGGUAAACUAUUUAUCCUGCAGAUAUAGCGGAACAAAGAAGAAAUUAGACACUAAUGCAGCCAGGGGUAUUGGGAUCUGUUGUUUAUUUUGCUACUGCUUCAUGUUGAGUAUUUUAGUAAUACUGACACACACAAUACAGUUCGUUUCUGUCCACCAACAAAUUUUGAACUGGAAAUUGAUUUUUAAGGAAACCUACAUUUUCAGGCUCCUCUCCUGGGGAACAUUCUGGCCGGUCUUCAGGCU
This is a messenger RNA of Trichechus manatus latirostris (Florida manatee), 5347 nucleotides long. RefSeq names its product protein phosphatase 1 regulatory subunit 9A (gene PPP1R9A). Gene Ontology annotation, molecular function: actin filament binding. The record is from RefSeq and is a predicted model, not a curated record. Gene Ontology annotation, biological process: actin filament organization; calcium-mediated signaling; neuron projection development. NCBI's taxonomy places the organism in Eukaryota, Metazoa, Chordata, Mammalia, Sirenia, Trichechidae. The transcript has 20 exons. Bases 244 to 4368 code for a protein of 1374 amino acids. Gene Ontology annotation, cellular component: cytoplasm; postsynaptic density; dendrite.